Lodderomyces jiufengensis is the source of this 1113-nucleotide messenger RNA. RefSeq names its product methionine aminopeptidase. Gene Ontology annotation, biological process: proteolysis. The coding region runs from base 1 to 1113 and encodes 370 amino acids. Gene Ontology annotation, molecular function: metalloaminopeptidase activity. The record is from RefSeq and is a predicted model, not a curated record. The transcript has a single exon. NCBI's taxonomy places the organism in Eukaryota, Fungi, Ascomycota, Pichiomycetes, Serinales, Debaryomycetaceae.
AUGACAACUAUAUGUGCAGCUCCACAAUGUGGUAAAGAAACAGAAUCAAUGUUGAAAUGUCCAGUAUGUUUAAAAGAUGGAAUAUCAAAUGUAUUUUGUGAUCAAAAUUGUUUUAGAUCAAGUUAUGGAAUUCAUAAAGCUAUUCAUAAAUCAGAAGAUGGUGAACCAUCAUAUAUUCCAUUCCCAAAUUUCGAAUACAAGGGAGAUUUAAGACCUCAUUAUCCAUUAUCACCAAGAAGAUCAAUACCAAAACAUAUAAAAUUACCUGAUUAUGCAAAAGAUGGUAAACCAUAUAGUGAAAUUAAAAAUGAUAGAAUUGGUAAAAUACCAACAUUGUCACCAAAGGAAAUUACAAAGAUUAAAAAAGUAAGUAAAGCAGCUAGGGAAAUAUUGGAUAUAACUGCAAGUUAUAUAAAACCAGGUAUUACAACUGAUGAAUUAGAUGAAAUUUUACAUAAAGAAUGUCUUAAAAGAAAUGCAUAUCCUUCACCAUUAAAUUAUUAUAAUUUCCCUAAAUCAUUAUGUACUUCUAUAAAUGAAGUUAUUUGUCAUGGUAUACCAGAUAAAACAAAAUUAAAAGAUGGAGAUAUUGUAAAUUUAGAUGUUACUAUUUAUUAUUUAGGAUUUCAUGCAGAUUUAAAUGAAACUUAUUAUGUUGGAGAAAAAGCUACUAGUGAUCCAGAUACUGUACGAUUAGUAGAAACAACAAGAGAAUGUCUUGAUUUAGCUAUGAAAGCUUGUAAACCAGGAGUUGCAUUUAGAGAAUUAGGUAAUAUAAUAGAAAAACAUGCAUCAGAAAAUAAUUGUUCAGUAGUAAGAACUUAUUGUGGUCAUGGAUGUGGAGAAUUAUUUCAUUGUCAACCAAACAUUCCUCAUUAUGCUAAAAAUAAAGCUAUAGGUAUAAUGAAACCUGGACAAGUUUUUACAAUUGAACCAAUGCUUAAUUUAGGAACUUAUAAAGAUUGUACAUGGCCAGAUAAAUGGACCUCGACUACUUUAGAUGGUAGUAAAUCUGCUCAAUUUGAACAAAUGUUGUUGAUUACUGAAGAUGGUGUUGAAAUUUUAACCGCAAGAGAUGAAAAAUCACCAGGUGGUCCAGUACCUAGAAUAUAA